GCGGCGGGUUUUAUUUUUUAUCUCCUCUGGCUGUUGUUGGCUUUUACGCGUCUGUGGCUCAGAUGCUUUUCUUUUCUUUAUUACUUUCAUAAUUCGUUCAUUACGUCGUUUCCUAAUGAAAAACAGUGCACUGAUGCUCAAGUAGCACGUUUUGUUUUCUGUAAACUUGUCAACGCAUAUUCUUAAACACAAGAAGCGCCUGCGUGCAGAAGUUCCUGUUCUGUCGGAGAGGUGAAAGUUGACCAGCCGGUCACACCACCGAGUUCACUGUAGUAGACGGUUUUUCAUUUCCCACUCUUCUUCUUCUUUUCUCUUCCUCUUGAAGUUCAUCAUGAGGUACCUGGCUGUGCUGGUGGUUUUGAUGGUGGCAUUGAACCUGGGUCUGCUGGGCGUCAUUCACUCAAGGAAGAACAUGGAGCUCCAACUGACCAAGACCGCUUAUUUCGAGAACGUGAAGCACAGGGUGACCAGCGACGUGCUGAAGGAAUACGAAUCCAAUAUUUCUGAGGGCACCAAGAGGCUGGAAGAAAUCAAGACAGAUGUUGUGGACCUUACAGCAAAGGUCAAAAUAACCAAGGAAGCUGCAGAAGGGAAAGAAGCAGAGCUGAAGACAUGCACCGAUGAGCUGAACGAGCUCAAGAAUGACGUUGGUACUCUACAGACAGAGAAAAACAAAACUGACAGUGAGUUUCAGAAGCAGAAGGCCAGUUUAACUGAGCAAAUAAACAGCCUCAAAUCGGAAGCUGAGAAACGCAGCAAAGUGUGUGACUACAUCACCAAUGACUCCCCAGAUGGGAUAAAACUAUGUGGUGUUGGGCUGGUUUUACAAGAGAAAAAAGCUAAUUCAACUUAAAAAGAGCCCAAAG
Molecule: messenger RNA, 866 nt
Organism: Silurus meridionalis
Lineage: Eukaryota; Metazoa; Chordata; Actinopteri; Siluriformes; Siluridae
Exons: 4
Coding region: 332-853 (173 amino acids)
Source: RefSeq, a predicted model, not a curated record